Messenger RNA from Synchiropus splendidus (mandarinfish), 1403 nucleotides. Its product is annotated as biorientation of chromosomes in cell division protein 1-like 1. The coding region runs from base 144 to 1403 and encodes 419 amino acids. Gene Ontology annotation, cellular component: extracellular region. Gene Ontology annotation, molecular function: hormone activity. NCBI's taxonomy places the organism in Eukaryota, Metazoa, Chordata, Actinopteri, Syngnathiformes, Callionymidae. The transcript is spliced from 9 exons. The record is from RefSeq and is a predicted model, not a curated record.
UCCACGCGCCUCCGUUUCAGUAGGUGGCGCUACUCAGUGUGACACCGCGAGUCAGCGUCACAGAAGAAGAUGGGCAUCACGAUGACAACAAACGCCUUUUGAAUCCGAGGAGAAUCUGAGUAGUUCAGGAGAAAAGGCGCGACAUGGCUGAAGGCAGCGGCGGCGUGAGUCCGAACAGUCUCCCUCCAGGAGACCCGCAGCUGAUCGCGAUGAUUGUGGAGCAUCUGAAGAACCGAGGACUCUUCGACGAGUUCCGCCGAGACUGUCUGGCCGACGUGGACACCAAGCCCGCCUACCAGAACCUGCGGCAGAAAGUGGACAACUUUGUCACGUCACACUUGAGCACGCAGGACUGGAACCCGUCCAUCAACAAGAACCAGAUGCGGAAUGGACUGCGACAAAGUGUCGUCCAGUCCGGAAUGUUGGAAUCUGGCGUCGACCGGAUCAUCACUCAAGUCGUGGAUCCCAAGAUGAAUCACACGUUCAGGCCGAACAUCGAGACGGCAGUGCACGACUUUCUGUCUGGAGAGAAGAAGGAGGAGAGCAGCUCAGAACCCACGGAACCCACAGACGCUCCUUCUGGAGCCAGAACCCCGCCACAGGAAGCGGAUCCUCCCUGGGAGUCCAGUUCGGGGGCGCAGAACAACAUUCAUGCCGCAGAGAUGCUGGAGGGCGAUAUCAUGCUCUGCCUGGACUCGGCAGAAGACAUGAGGUCAAAGCUGUGUGUGCUCUGGUUGACGCUGCUGCUGAGUCAACAAGCGCCGAGUCUGGAGCUUCAUGAAGCUCAGGAGAAACCGGCGGUCGCGGCUAAAAAGCGUCUCUCCGUGCAGAGCGCAGGGGAGAUCCAGAGCUGCCUGCUGGGCGCAGGGGACGUGGGCUGCGGGACGUUUCAGUGUUUCAGCAACAACUCGUGCCAGAUCCACGGCCUGCACCACAUCUGCCUGACGCUGCUGCACAACGCCGGGCGCUACGACUCGCAGGGCAAGUCGUUUGUGAAGGAAGCGCUGCGCUGCCUGGCGCUGGGGCUGCGGCAGCGCUUCAGCUGCGUGAGCCGCCGCUGCGCCGCCGUCAAGGAGCUGGUGUUCACGCUGCAGAGGGAGUGCUACGCCAAACACCACCUCUGCCUGGCUCUCAGGGACCACCUGGACACCACGGGGAGCCUGGUGCAGUUCCAGCUGCUGUUUCCUCCCGGGCCGUACCUGGAGCUGAUGAACUUCCUGCUGAACUGUGGUGACCAGGUCGAGUCCUGGGUCAGCCGCCGCCUGCAGGAGCAGUGCCAGCAACACUGGGGGGCGCUGUGCAGCAGCUUCAGCAGAACCUGUUCAGCCAACCAGUCGGACGCGGCACCGACGCCGACCCAGCUGUGGGCGGAGCAGAGGGCUGCUGGACCAGAGGCGAGAUAA